This is a messenger RNA of Photinus pyralis (common eastern firefly), 1274 nucleotides long. RefSeq lists its product as uncharacterized. The transcript is spliced from 3 exons. The record is from RefSeq and is a predicted model, not a curated record. Lineage: Eukaryota; Metazoa; Arthropoda; Insecta; Coleoptera; Lampyridae. The coding region runs from base 181 to 1185 and encodes 334 amino acids.
GAUGUAACUCCGGUCCUGCAUGCCGAGCGCGAGCGCAUUACUGCAGGAAUUGCGUGCGGUUAAAAAACGUGCUCAUUUUGGUUGCCGGUUUUCGCGCGUUUAGACCACGUUUUAUUAUAAAAAUUGGUACUUCAUUUUGAAAACAUUGUAAGAGUCGGUGUUUCUCUGGUUCUGUACAAAAUGGCGGACAGCCGAUAUUGGUCAAAAGAAAUUGUUGCAAACUUUAUAGAAAUUUACAAAGGCCAUCCAUGUCUUUGGAAAGUGAAAUCCAAAGAUUACACUAACAAAAAUUUAAAAAAUCUUGCAUAUGACAAGCUAGUUGACUUUUGCAAAACGUUUAAUACAGAAGCAAAUAGAGAUUAUGUGAUAAAAAAAAUUCAGAGCUUCCGGGGCUCUUUCCGUAAAGAACUGAAAAAGCUUUUGCAAUCGAAAAGGAGCGGAGCAGGAGUGCCGGAUGUGUAUGAACCAACGCUCUGGUACUAUGAUCUACUACUUUUUACUUGCGAUCAAGAGAUACCAAACGCAAGUGUGCAGAGUAAUAUGUCUCAUGACGAAACAGUAGUCGAUAAUAAUAGCCAGGAUGAUGAGGAAGAAGAAAAUCAAGACACACAACUUUCAGAACACACUGAAUGGGAAACAGAUGAACUUGUGGAGGAAAGAAGAGAAAAUAAAUCUAAUAAGGACCUUUUAUUGACUGAGAAUGAUAAUGCUUCAAAUUCAACUCCAAAAUCCGCAUAUUCAUCAGGGAUGAAAUCUCUUAGUACCACACCAAGGCAGAAAAAGAAAACCACUAUUAAGAAGAGAAAUGAAGAAUUUAUGGAAUUUUGUAAGCAGCAACUUCAAGCACACAAUGAUAUCGAUGAAUAUGAUGCAGUUGGAAUUUCAUGGGCCAAAGAAUUAAAAAGAAUGAACCCCGAACAAGCUGUUUAUGCUGAAAGCUUAAUCAAUAGCAUUGUUUCUCGUGGUUUAUUAAAUAAGCUGUCAGAUGCGGUUACAUUGUCCGACGCAAAUGAGCAAAGACCUGCAUCAUCUUCAUCAUCUUAUACCUUAAACUCAUCAGAUAGCAGGCAGUGUUGGCAAGUUACAUUGCCAUGCGAAGAUGCACCACAACCUCCUGUUGUUGUACCCUCAAGCAGUUUAGUAGAGUAUUACACAUCUAUUGCUAAUAUUAAUACGAAUGAAUAGUGUAAAUAAUAAAAUAAUAAACUUACCUUCAUGUAUUCUUUCUUCAGAACCUGGUAAAGAGCUUUACAAGUUUCAGGAAUAAUUUGACA